Messenger RNA from Tribolium castaneum (red flour beetle), 555 nucleotides. It is a transcript of the gene Pa1, whose product is annotated as PTIP associated 1. Gene Ontology annotation, molecular function: nuclear estrogen receptor binding. Bases 79 to 462 code for a protein of 127 amino acids. The record is from RefSeq and is a predicted model, not a curated record. Gene Ontology annotation, biological process: positive regulation of intracellular estrogen receptor signaling pathway; positive regulation of cell cycle G1/S phase transition. The transcript is spliced from 2 exons. Gene Ontology annotation, cellular component: MLL3/4 complex. Lineage: Eukaryota; Metazoa; Arthropoda; Insecta; Coleoptera; Tenebrionidae.
GACAUUUGGAGUUGAUUGAGGUUAUGUAAUUUUUUUUUAACAUAACCUAACUUUUACAACAAAAAUGUUUACAAGAGAAUGGACGAAAAUUGGGAUAUAGAGUGCUCCGACGACGAAUUUAAAGACAUAAAAGGCCCUUGGGAGCCCCCUCCUGAAGUGAUCGAAAAACUUUACGAUCAAUUAAGCAAGGGUGAAAUUCCUGAACUGAACUGGAAAUGUCCUGGAUACCGUUCACCCUCUCCGGAAGUGGAAGAGCCGCCUCCGGUUGAAGUUGAGCAAAAACAGACUGAGGAUAAGUCCGAUUUUGAUUUUAUGGACGAAACUACGUCCCCACGCCUCAAAAUUCGAAACAAAGGAGAGGAAGCACUGAAAGGCAGCGCCAAGAAGAAAACUACGUCUUUGGACGGUGUUAUUAACAACAUGCGGAGGCAUAAACUCAUACCGCAACAAAGCAACCAUUGAAAUAACAUAAAACACUUCAUAAAUCUAGGAACUUUAUUCUGAAAUUAGCACAGUUAUGUUGAAUUGAAUCAAAGAAUAAAUAUUUAAGUGAUA